This is a messenger RNA of Lathyrus sativus (Indian pea), 636 nucleotides long. Lineage: Eukaryota; Viridiplantae; Streptophyta; Magnoliopsida; Fabales; Fabaceae. The record is from the annotation of a GenBank genome assembly.
AUGAAUAAUGAAGAGUUAGUUAUUCAAGAUGAGUAUGUAUACAAAGAAGAGACACGACUCACUGUUCUGAAAACCUCUCAGUUCUUCACCGGUGAUGGCUUUGUUGCGUACGAUUGUAAGGGACAACUCGUUUUCCGAUUCGACUCAUACGGACCUAACACUCGUGAUAAGGAACAACUUGUUCUCAUGAAUCCUCAUGGCCGUUCUCUUCUCACUUUGCGCCGAAAGAAAUUAAGUCUACAUCGUCGAUGGGAAGGUUUUAAAGAUGACAGAAAGAAGGGUGAUAAACCAAUUUUCAAUUUAAGAAGAUUGUCAAUAAUCGGACGGUCACGAACAAAUGUAAUAGUGAAGAUACAAGAUGAUCCAAGUAUGUUGUACCUCAUUGAAGGGUGUUUCUCGCAACGAUCUUGUAAGAUUUUCAACACUAGAAAAAAAUUAGUGGCUGAGAUUCGUCGCAAGGUGGACCCCGCUACUAGUGUUAUGCUUGGAAAAGAAGUGUUUGUGCUGUGUGUUCAACCUGAUUAUGAUGCUUCUUUUAUUAUGGGAUUGAUUUUGGUACUUGAUCAGAUCAAUGGUAAGAGUGUCUUUGAUAAUGAAACCAUUGAGACUUCGGUGCACCCUAUUACAGAAGAUUAA